AUGUCCCCGCUCGAUCCUGCUGCAGCGAGGAGCAGCUCGACUCCAAUAAGUCUCGGCCUCCACAGACAGCUCUUUACCACGCGACCGAACCCCCUCGCCCAACCUUCCGCGCCUCCCCCACCCGCCCCACCCCCAACCCAACCAGACAACAUCACCACGCCCCCCUCUAUCGACACCACCACGCCCCUCCUCUCCCCACACACCUCCCCCAAGAUCUCAUCGACCCGACUCCAAGCGUACGCGCCCCGCCUGACCGCCAUUUCCCGCCGCACCGGCGUGCCCUUUGCCUCCCUCGCUGGUUCAUUUCUCGUAUUACACGAAAUAACCGCCAUCGUCCCCGUCGUCAUCCUCUUCUUCAUCUUUCAGGCGCUUGGCGCGGGUGCAGGCAUAGUCGCAUGGCUGACGAGCCUGGAAGAGGGGGUGGAGGGGACGGUGAAGGAGAUGUGGGAGGAAGGUGGUGCUGGGGGUCAGGCUGUGAAGAAGAGUAGGGGGUGGAAGGGAUGGGUGAAGGAUUGGAUGGCGGAGGCGGAGGAGAAGGCGGAGAGGGUGGGGAAGAGGUAUGGCAUCUUGGGGUAUGAGAAGGUGGUCAAGCCGAAGAAGGGCGAGGUGGCCGGUAGUGCUGCGGCGGGAACGGCGGGCGCGAGCGGAGGAGAAGCGGUAGCAGGAGCCGUAACAGCUGGGGGAGCAGCAGAGAAAGUCGCCAAUGCCAUCGCAGCAUACGUAGUAGUCAAGGUGAGCUGCCUCCUCGCCCAGCGGCGAUACUUCCCCUCCGAAUCGGCCUCUCCCUCGCCCUCGCACCCUCUUUUGCCCGCUUCGCACUCUACCCAAUCCGCCGUCUGA
This is a messenger RNA of Dioszegia hungarica, 840 nucleotides long. RefSeq lists its product as uncharacterized. The record is from RefSeq and is a predicted model, not a curated record. Lineage: Eukaryota; Fungi; Basidiomycota; Tremellomycetes; Tremellales; Bulleribasidiaceae. Bases 1 to 840 code for a protein of 279 amino acids. Gene Ontology annotation, cellular component: mitochondrion. The transcript has 3 exons.